UACAACUACUACCAAAACUCAAAUCAAUCGAUAAAAAUCAAAAUUAGCCUUUUUUGAAUGAAUGACAACAAAGACAUGACCCGUCUCACCAGGUGCGAGAUUUUAAUUAAAUAGGUCCUACAAAAAAAAAAAAAUCUAGUCUUGCAAAAAGUUCUGUCGCGUUCGAGCUUGUUGUGACUUUUUUUUAUUUUUUAAUCGUCCCCUUUUGUGACGUGGAAAGUUGAUCGGUGCUCUCUUCAUCAAUGUUUCAGAGAGGGGCCUCGCUCGGCUGGCUGAGGAGAACAGAUGACGCUUUCAUGACCUCCUUCCGCUCAUCCAGUCAUUCAUUCAUCCUGCCAUCCUUCCACUGCGCGUUAUCAGGAUGGCAUUGUUGAGGAAGUGACACCCCCCCCGCCGCGCACACCUCGUCGCCGCCAUGCCAUCAUGGCUGCAUCGCGUUUCCUGGUCGGACGCCUGGUACCACACGUGCUUGCGGCUUUUGCGCACCAAGCCGGUGGGGGCCAUGGCGAACAGGGGCGGGCAUGUAGACGAAGACCUGACAGAAAUGGCGCCGGGUUCCACUGUGGGCCUGUCGAAGGUCCUGAGCACCCUGGACCUGGUCUCGCUGGGUGUGGGCAGCUGCGUGGGCACCGGCAUGUACGUGGUCGCCGGGCUGGUUGCCAAAGCUGUAGCCGGGCCGGGGGUCAUUCUCUCUUUCGUCAUUGCUGCCGCGGCGUCCAUUUUGUCAGGCGUGUGCUACGCAGAGUUUGGCGUCCGCGUGCCCAAGACGACGGGUUCGGCGUACACGUACAGCUACGUGACCGUCGGCGAGUUCGUGGCCUUCCUGAUUGGCUGGAACCUGAUCCUGGAGUACCUGAUCGGCACGGCUGCGGGGGCGUCGGCUCUGAGCAGCAUGUUUGACUCGCUGGCCAAUCACAGCAUCAGCCACUACAUGAUCGCACACCUGGGCACGCUCCGAGGACUCGGCAAAGGUGAGGACACGUUCCCCGACUUGCUGGCCAUGAUCAUCGUCCUGCUGGUGACGCUGAUUGUGGCCGUCGGCGUACGCAACUCGGUGGGGCUCAACAACGUCUUGAACCUGGUCAACAUGGUGGUCUGGGUCUUCAUCAUCACGGCCGGACUUUUCUUCCUGUCAGCCAAGAACUGGGAGGGCGGCAUGUUUCUGCCCUACGGCUGGUCGGGGGUGAUGCAGGGGGCGGCGACCUGUUUCUACGCCUUCAUCGGCUUUGACAUCAUCGCCACAACCGGGGAGGAGGCGCAGAACCCCAACACCUCCAUCCCCUAUGCCAUCACCGCCUCACUGGUUGCGUGCCUCAGCGCAUAUGUGUCAGUGAGCGUGAUCCUGACCCUGAUGGUUCCGUACGACCUCAUCGACGGCUCGGCGCCUCUCAUGGAAAUGUUCGCGGCGCACGGCUUCCUGUUUGGGAAGUACACCGUGGCGGCGGGCUCCAUCACCGGCCUUAGCGUGUCUCUGCUGGGCUCGCUGUUCCCGAUGCCGCGAGUCAUCUACGCCAUGGCCACGGACGGACUCUUAUUCAGGUCCCUGUCUCACGUGUCCGCGAUCACCCGCACGCCGGUGGCGGCCUGCGUGGUUUCUGGGACUCUGGCUUCAUUUCUGGCUCUGCUGGUAAGCCUGCGCGACCUGAUCGAGAUGAUGUCCAUCGGCACGCUGUUGGCGUACACGCUGGUCAGCGUUUGCGUGCUUCUGCUGCGCUACCAGCCCGACCACACGGAAAGCGAGGGUCUACCUGCCAAAGACCACCUGGACAUUGACUGCUCCUCCUUUGACGAGCCCUCCGACCACAAAGGCGGGAGUGAAGAUGAGCCCGGCGACUUCCAGACGGGUCCCGUGUCACCGCUGCAAAGACUUCUGGGAGCUCAUUACCCGACCCUGCUAGCGCGGCUCGGUGUCCCCGCGCCGUCCGCACGGCCCACAGCCUGGACUGGUCGCACGGUGACCCGCUGCACCCUGGCCUUCUUCUUCCUGUCCUUCCUGCUUUGGACCACGGUCAUCUUUGGCGUGGAGCAGGGCGCCGGGACGGGCGCUGCCGUUUGGGGCCUGGCGGCGGCGCUGCUGGCGGCCGCCUUGGCCGGGCUUUUGCUCACCGUGGUGCGGCAGCCGCAGAGUGGGCGGAGCUUGGCCUACAUGGCACCGUGCGUGCCUUUUGUUCCCGCGGCGGCCAUUUUGGUCAACAGCUACCUGAUGCUCAAGUUGUCGCCGCUCACUUGGGUGCGCUUUGCCAUCUGGUGUGCCAUCGGUUUGCUGAUCUACGCUUUGUACGGCGUGUGGCACAGCUCUCUGGAGGUGAGCGCUCGCGAGGAGGAAGCCCACGCCAGCUCCUACCAGCGCUUCGACGACCACCUGGAUGACGCCUUCACUGCCCCCGAGGGUGACCCCACUAAGCCAGACCACGGGCCCUACCGGGGCUGGGCCGACCGCCAGGAGUGGGACUACCGGAACCACGCCUACGACGGGGGGGCCAGCGAGGAUGAUGACGACCACCCCGAUCACGACGACGGCGGCCAUUUUGGAUACCAGAGAGGUGGAGGAGGAGGCGGCAGGGGGGCGAGGGGGAUGAACGACUACGGCUUUGACGAUGGACAUGGCCAUUGACCACAAGAAGAAAAAAAGGUGUCCACAUGCAAACACACACACACACACACACACACACACACACACA
Hippocampus comes (tiger tail seahorse) is the source of this 2681-nucleotide messenger RNA. Its product is annotated as probable cationic amino acid transporter. Gene Ontology annotation, molecular function: amino acid transmembrane transporter activity. Bases 416 to 2614 code for a protein of 732 amino acids. The record is from RefSeq and is a predicted model, not a curated record. NCBI's taxonomy places the organism in Eukaryota, Metazoa, Chordata, Actinopteri, Syngnathiformes, Syngnathidae. Gene Ontology annotation, cellular component: plasma membrane. Gene Ontology annotation, biological process: transmembrane transport; amino acid transport. The transcript has 9 exons.